Molecule: messenger RNA, 927 nt
Organism: Penicillium vulpinum
Lineage: Eukaryota; Fungi; Ascomycota; Eurotiomycetes; Eurotiales; Aspergillaceae
Product: 4-hydroxybenzoate octaprenyltransferase
Exons: 3
Coding region: 1-927 (308 amino acids)
Biological process (GO): ubiquinone biosynthetic process
Cellular component (GO): mitochondrial inner membrane
Molecular function (GO): 4-hydroxybenzoate polyprenyltransferase activity
Source: RefSeq, a predicted model, not a curated record
AUGACAGACCAUGAUUAUAUGAAGCAACCACCCGCAUACACCCUUCCGAAAAACGGGAUUGUCUCUCAUUUGCCAACCUCCUGGAUCCCAUAUGCUCAGCUGAUGCGGCUCCAUAAACUGACCGGAUUUUCCAUCUUAUAUUGUCCUUGCCCCGUCGGCGUCGUCUAUGCUGCCGCUCUUUCACCCAGAAAACUGCCAGCCUCAGUGCUUCUGCAUUGUGUAGCUCUUCUCACCGCAAGCAGCUUCAUCUUGCGCAGCGUUGGAUGCCAGGUCGCGAGAUGCCAACAGAGACCAAUAGCCCGAGGUGCUGUGACAACUACCCAGGGAUGCUUGCUUGCAACUGCCUUGCUCUUAAUUAAAUGGGGCCUUUUGUUCUCUCUACCAUUAGAGGCCCUUGUUAAUGCGGGGAUCACCAUGCUGCUGGCUGGCAUUUAUCCUUUCUGCAAACGAUUCACCAAUUACCCGGAGGUUGUUCUUAAUUUAGUGUUAGGUUGGCCAAUUCGCAUGGCACCACAUUCUCUCAGGAUACGACAUACCUGUGAUCGCUGUCUUUUCACUGCCAUUGCUAUUCUCAAUGUUAUCAACGACAUGAUAUAUGCUAGUCAGGAUGUUGAAGAUGACAUAAAGGUGGGUAUUAAGAGUAUGGCAGUGCGCUUCAGGGAUUCUGUCAAGCUCACGUUGUCGAUUCUCUCGCUAGGAAUGGUGGCAUUACUCGCCGGGGCAGGUGUUUCUGGGGAUACGGGCCCUAUGUAUUUUGUUCUUGCAGUUGGUGGAAUUUUUAUCAGAUUGUCCGGCAUAAUUGCCUCUAUGGAUUUGAAAUAUCCAUCAAUUUGCGUCAAUUCUGCUAGUCGAGUUUAUGUGGCUGUAAAUUGCAGUAUGGCAUACGGGCUUUUGUGGGAGUACUUUGAAGGAUACCGAGGACCGUAG